Molecule: messenger RNA, 1006 nt
Organism: Panicum virgatum (switchgrass)
Lineage: Eukaryota; Viridiplantae; Streptophyta; Magnoliopsida; Poales; Poaceae
Product: protein NDR1-like
Exons: 1
Coding region: 266-904 (212 amino acids)
Biological process (GO): defense response to other organism
Source: RefSeq, a predicted model, not a curated record
ACAUGCCAUUCGACAUUCGUUGCGUGCUUCGAAUCCGGGGCGAUUCCAAACUUGAGGGGGGCAGCCGCGCCGUCAGGGGAAGGGAAUGCAAGUGGAAGCCAUGCUAGAUCAGCUUCAAUCAAGCAAGGAUCCUUUAUUUGCAAGGCAACCACAUCCAGACAAGAUCCCAUCGCUGCUGGUUGGUCGAUCUGCUGCUGGCUAAUUCACUGUGCGCGCGUAUGCGUAAUCAAUUCAAUUCAAUCGACUGGCUGCUAAGCCGGUUGGCAUGCACCAAGCAGGCGGCACUGCUGCUGCUGGCAGCAGGCACGCCGGCCGCGCCCGGGACAGCUGCGCCGCCGGCCUUGCCAACACCCUCUGCUCCCUCCUCCUGGGCCUCCUCCUCGUCGCCGCCGUCGUCCUCUUCGUCCUCUGGCUCGGCCUGCGCCCACAUCGCCCGCGCUUCAACAUCGCAUCCUUCUCCGUCGCCGGCGGCCUCGACCCGGACUCCAGCCCCGCCGGCACCAGCCUCGCCUUCAACGUCACGGACCGCAACCCCAAUCGCCACAUCGGCAUCUACUACGACGCCGUGCAUGCCUCCGUCCACUUCUACGACGCGCUCGUCGCCUCGGGCCCCGCCUUCGCCGCCAGAUGGUACCAGCCCAACAAGACCACCACCUCCAUCACGGGCUUCCUCGAUGUCCUCGGCCCCGCCACCACCGACGCCUCCUGGCCCUCCUUCUCCGCGGCGGUCCGGGCCGGCCGAGUCCCGUUGCGCCUGCAGCUCGCCACGGCCAUCCGUUUCAGGGUCACCAAUGCCUUCCACUCCGGCCGCCAGAGGAUGCAUGUCAGCUGCGACCUGCUCGUCGGCGUCGAAGGCAACUUGCUGCCGGAGUCCCAUGGGGCCGCCUGCGACAGAUACUUCUGAGUUGCUUUUGGACUGUGUAAUAAUUCAACAUCUCACACGAAAUCGAUCACAAACGAUUAUGUAUUGCAUUGUGCUGGUGGAAAGAUCAUGAAAUUUCUUGAU